Messenger RNA from Gilbertella persicaria, 1063 nucleotides. RefSeq lists its product as uncharacterized. The transcript is spliced from 2 exons. The record is from RefSeq and is a predicted model, not a curated record. Gene Ontology annotation, molecular function: DNA-binding transcription factor activity, RNA polymerase II-specific. Gene Ontology annotation, biological process: positive regulation of transcription by RNA polymerase II. NCBI's taxonomy places the organism in Eukaryota, Fungi, Mucoromycota, Mucoromycetes, Mucorales, Choanephoraceae. The coding region runs from base 125 to 625 and encodes 166 amino acids.
CUUAAAUACUACGGGCCCUAUCCUUUUUUUUUCUUUUUUUUCUUUAGACGAUAUUAUAUACUCCAUUGGGUGGUAAACUUGGUUUAUAUAUAUUCAUUUUAAAAAAAGAAUUUGUCAUAAAAAAAUGUCCAACAACAGUAAAUCCAACAACAGCAACUCAAGUAAUGAUUCUCUUGCAGAAUUAUUAUCUUUGCCAGUUAAUUUCACUGUUGAACCUCUACUUGCAACCCCUGUUGCUACUCCAACAUUGUCUCCUACCAUGGCUCAAAAGAGACCUGCUUCUCUUGAAAAAGAUGAAACUGUGUCCCCAAGAAACCAAAAGACAAAAGAAAGAAUCCUUCGUAAUCGUGCUGCUGCUCAAGAAUCUCGCGAUAAAAAGCGUAGAUAUGUGUUCGACCUUGAAAGCAACAACAAAAAACUUACUGAAGAAAAUCAAAAACUGACUGACCGAGUCAAAAGUUUGGAAGAUCAAAAUGCCGUUAUUAGUUCACAAUUAGAAGCAUUCACAAGACAACUAGCUACAUUACAAGCACAAAUCAAAUUCAAUGCUGUUCAUCCCAUCUUGUUUAAUGACUUUUGCGAUUCAGCACGGAUCGCGAAGAAGGAAUGCCUUGAAGUUUGCUAGUCCCGUUAUGAUGAAUCUUAUAUCGCCUCACUUUUUAAGACCAAGUUUACCACCCAAAUCUACUUUCAUCAUGACCUACAUAUACUAUCAAUGUUUUCUCCUUUUCCCUGCAGCGGAGGUUGUUGCUCAAGAUGAGAACGACAAGCAAAGAAGAGAUUAUUUAGUCCCCAAGUUACCAUCACCCAUGCUGUCACCUUCAUUUUCAUCAGAUGAAGAUUCUGUGUAUUCACCAAACACAAUAGUCAAUCAAGACUUUCAAUUGGACGAUCUAUUUGACUGGGAUGGCCAACAAGUUGCUCUUUAAUUACUAAUUCUCUUUUUUGUUUAUACUUCUAAUCACAUACACGGCAUUCAUUCUCUUUUUCUUUCUUUCUUUUUUCAUAUAGUCAUAUUUUUAUUAUUUAAAUAAACUAGACUUUCUUAGUCUGUAAACAAGUA